AUGCAUCACAACCAUUUCCGCCACUCCCGCAUUGAGAGGCUUAUGAGCGCCAGGCACCAUCUCCAAGCCGAACUCACCAACGAUGUCAUUGAUAGCGGCUUGCUUGAAAAUUCAUCUCCAUCAGCAACUCUCAAUCUCCCGGCUACAGAUGUCAUCUCGGAUGAGACUUGCGAUCCAUCGACAAAUGCCACGUGCCAUGAGCGUGAGAUAGAUGGAUCUGAUACAUCACCUCAGAAACGCGAUGAGACGACACCUACUGAUACGAUAGUCGUUGAGACUGUGUUGCAGGUAGUCGAUACUAACUCGCAUACUCUCUGGCAGUCGACUGGAGCGGCUCUUCCGAUGACAUUUUCAGAUCCUGCAGUUGGCACUUUCACCAUCCCAUCAUCUGAAAGUACCCCUGCAACUGCCGCUAUUGCUGUCUCUGCCUCUAUCUCUGCGACGGUAUCAAUGCCCACGUCAACCCCACCAGGAUCUUCCACCCAGUCGACAACAUCGCUGCUUAGCGAGUCCUCAUUAAGCAGUAUCACAAAUUCGACUCAAUCUACUACGAGCACGGCCAGCACCACCAGUCGUGCUCCUUCGUCCUCGAGACUGGUGUCGGCCAUCAGUUCUCCGGCAACGUCGACCCCUUUUGUUGCUUCUUCAACCACAUCCUCGUCUACUUUCAACUCACCAUAUGGUUACUACUGGACGCAAUCUGAAUCCAAUUGGGGCUCCUCCACCUCCACAAGCUCAACGGACACCGCAACUUAUUCGCCCUCUUCGACAAGUUUCUAUGGAACCUCUGGUGUGACCAGCACUGAAACAGGUAGCGGUUCCACGCCAACAGCUAGUGAAACGACUGCCGCAGGAACUGGUUCCUCGAGUCAAGCCACUAAAUCUAAAAUCGUUGGUGGGGUUGUCGGAUCUAUUGCUGGUCUUGCUCUGCUUUUGUUCCUCCUUGUCUACCUCCUUCGUCGUCGAGGACUCCUCCGUGGGAAGAGUGGGGCUCACGCUCCUCUUUCAGACGAUGCAGCAAUUGGAGCUGGAGCUGGGGCUGGAACCAGAGAAAUAACCGAACGUCGCUCAAGCAACGACCCCCUUUUCACGGCAUCCUAUUUUGCCCCCGCUUUCAUGAAACGCUGGCGUCAGUCAACUCAAACAGUGCGUACGGAGAGUACGAUUGACUCAAAUUCCAGCGAGCGUGGCUUCCAAAAGAUCUCCGGUCGAAAACUUCCCCCCGUGCUCACUCACGGUGGCGAUGGUUUUGGUGGUGGAUUAGAUGGAGACUCCCCCACACUCCCAGGCUUUCUCCCUAAUUCGCCAGGUCCAGGGCCAGGAGGCCAACCCGUCUUCCAUGCACCGCCCCCUGCCUCGCCAUAUGGCAUGCCACUCGACUCAAAUUACACCCGCGAGAUCGAGGAGUAUCAGGCACCUAUCCGACCUUCACCCGUGCACCUCCCCAUAUCCAACACGGUGCCUGUCGCCACUCCUGUCACAGUCACACCAGCACUUCCUGUACCUCAGCCCCAAAGUGCCAUUCCCAUCGUCCCCCAGCGACCAGAUGGGUUGGGCCGCAACUUGCCGAGCUUCGACGGUAGUCGAAGCAGUCGUUUCACGGAGGGCAUUGACUUGUGA
Molecule: messenger RNA, 1620 nt
Organism: Penicillium nucicola
Lineage: Eukaryota; Fungi; Ascomycota; Eurotiomycetes; Eurotiales; Aspergillaceae
Exons: 1
Coding region: 1-1620 (539 amino acids)
Source: RefSeq, a predicted model, not a curated record